UCGAAAGAGAAACCCUCUCCGCUCGCUGUUUACCAAUUCCACCCCUUGGAAAGUGAAAAGCUCCGGAGGAUGAAACAGAAAGCCUAUCGAGAUAGAUCUGAAGGCUCUCGAUUCUCGGUGUCUCUCUUAUCCAAAUCCAGAGGCCGAGAAAAAAACCCUAAAUGUAUCCAAAGGAUGAUGUGCACUUCAUCAUCGGCACCAGCAACAACUAAGCCCCAGAUGGACGUUCGAGAUUUCUCGACGCUUCCGUUUGAUAUUCUGAUGAAAAUAGCGGCUCCGUUCACGCUUCCGAAUCUGCAAGCUGCGUCACUGGUCUGCACAGCGUGGAGAGACGCGCUUCGGCCGUUGAGGGAGGCGAUGGUGUUGUUGAUGUGGGGGAAGCGGUUCAAGCAUGGUCGAGGCGGUGUUCAAGCCAAUUUAGACAAGGCUCUGGAUUCCUUCUUAAAAGGAGCGAAGCUCGGCUCGACGCUUGCGAUGGUCGAUGCUGGUCUCGUAUACUGGGAAAGGGGAAAUAAACACGAAGCUAUUGCCCUAUAUGAGAAAGCCGCUGAGCUCGGCGAUCCCACUGGUCAAUGCAAUUUGGGCAUCUCGUAUCUGCAGGCUCAACCUCCGAAUUUAAAGCUAGGUGUAAAGUGGUUAUAUCGUGCUUCCCUUGCUGGCCAUGUCCGCGCCCAAUAUCAACUUGGCCUUUGCUUUCAUCAAGGUCGUGGUGCGGAUAGCAGUAUGCAACAGGCUGCCCUAUGGUAUCUAAAAGCUGCUGAAGCUGGAUAUGUACGUGCUAUGUACAACGUUUCACUUUGCUACUCAUCUGGGGAAGGUUUCUGCUACAACAUCGGUCUAGGAAGAAAAUGGAUGAAGCGAGCAGCUGAUCAUGGUCAUAGUAGAGCUCAAUUUCAUCAUGGCCUUACUUUAUUUUCCAAAGGAGAGAUCGCCAAUGCUGCUCUAUACUUGGAACUUGCCACACGAGCUGGUGAAACUUCUGCAGCUCAUUUCAAGAAUGUACUUCUCCAACAAAUAUCAGCCUCUUCCCAUGAUCAUAUCAUGCGUGUUGCAGAUAAUUGGCGUGCUGCUUCCUUUUCUCGCUAGGCAACUCCAGAAGAUGGUUUGUUGAAACAGGUGGUGGAGCUCCAUUUCGGAUACGCGAACGAAGCAUGUGUGUAUGUGUAUGCAUAUAUGCAUUAGGGUUAGAAAGGAAAAUGUUAUAAUGUAUAGCAAGUAACAAGUGCCUCAUUUGUUCGAGGCUUCCUCUUCAUUUGUAAGAAGAAUUUAGAAUUGAAUACCGAAACCCUAUUAGGGUUUUAUCUAAAAUUGCCGACUCUCUCUUGGUUCUC
This is a messenger RNA of Carica papaya (papaya), 1331 nucleotides long. RefSeq names its product F-box family protein. Gene Ontology annotation, molecular function: protein binding. The record is from RefSeq and is a predicted model, not a curated record. NCBI's taxonomy places the organism in Eukaryota, Viridiplantae, Streptophyta, Magnoliopsida, Brassicales, Caricaceae.